AUGCGCAGAGCUCAUAGAAAAUCCCGAAAAGGAUGUCUUGAGUGUAAGAAGCGCCAUAUCAAAUGUGAUGAAACUCGCCCACAAUGCAUCAAUUGCACAACGGUAACCCGAGAAUGCCAAUACUCUACGCCUUGGCUUGACGACGGGCGCCAGUCAUCAGGCCGGUCGGUCAGCCCACAGAUAAGGGUGUCCUCAAAAAUGAGCACGCCGGCACCAACACCAUCACCGACACCGUUCCCUGGGCUUCAACCGGCGGCCCCGCCCGAAAAUGCGUACCCACGAGUCGACAUGGUUCACAUGGAGCUCCUCCAUCAUUACAUGACCAGCGACUCCCUCCAUCCACUCAUAGAUACAUGUAUGCAAAACCUCGUCGCCAAGGUUGCCGUCCGGGAGCCCUACGUCAUGCACUCCGUGCUCGCACUCUCUGCCCACCAUCUCAGCGUGGUACACCCGGAGAAACAGUCUUUCUACCACAACAUCGCCAUCCAACUCCAGACCCAGGCCCUCUCCCUCUUCAACAGCAUCGACAUUGCGCUCUGGGGGGAUUCAGUCGAGAAACGCGUUCCGGCCUUCAUGUUUUCGAGCGUGCUCGGCAUCCACGCACUUUGCGAUGCGCUUGCACACCGCGAUCGAACGCCGGACGCCGCCAUUACUCGAUUCCUAACAUACCUCACGCUCCACCGUGGCAUGCACACCGUCAUGGACGGCUACUGGGACCAGCUACGGAAGACGGAACUCAAGGUCAUCUUUGACGAGCUUGUGCCUCAGUGGUUUCAGUUAACCAGCGAGGGUCACGACUGCGACGAUAUUCGCGCGAGACUAACCUCGGCAGACUUGGAAGAGGAAGAACUAAAAGAAUCACUACGCGCCGUCGACCUAAUCCAGUGGGUCUUCGAUGGACAGCCCACGCGCGAAAGCAGGGCAUAUGUCCUGUGCUCCUGGGUCUCGAUGCUCCACCGAACGUUUGUUCGCAUGCUCGAGGCGCGCCGCCCAGAGGCACUGGCCGUACUGGCGUAUUAUUUCCUAGCCAUGUACCACUGUCGGGGUGUGUGGCUGAUGGACGGCGCUGGCCAGCACUUUUUGGGCCUGCUAGUAGACUACUUCCGGGGUGGGGAGUGGUAUUCCUGGGUGGAAACGCCAUGGAGGAUGCUGCAGGAGUCUCUCUCUCACCUUAAAACUAUCUCACCGUCGCACACCGUCUCCCUCACCGGCUCGAUGGCUCACCCCCCUCCCCCCACCCGAUUCACGCUUACUCGCGCUCGGCCGGCUGACGCACCCCGCAUCGCUGAAAUCCACCUGGCCGCGAUGGACGCCAACCCGUUGCUGCACGCCCAGUUCCCGAGUCCCACGGGCCUGGCAGGCCUGAGGCAAUUUUUGGAGAGCGAGGUUUCCGAGCAUGUGGCCUCGCUGGGCGAUGGGCCGCUGCCAUCAUCUAGCACGGAAGGUGGUAGCGUAGGUGAAGGACAAGGAUAUGGCGGUGGGGGAAUAUCGGUGGCGCGUGAUGUGGAAAGGGGGGUGAUCGUGGGGUAUAUCAGGUGGGAUGUGGAAGUGAAGUCAGACUCGCCAGGGAACGCCGAGAAUUCCAAAGCCAAGUUAGAGAACGGCGAUAUACGGUUUGUAGAGGGGUGUAGACCGGAAUUUUUGGAAGGGUAUGCUGCGCUGGCGGAGGAGGCCAAGGGAAGAUGCUUUAAUGGGAGCAAUCAUUACUGCCUCACUUUCGUCUGCAUUGACCCGGCAUGGCAAGGCCGCGGCGCCGGCGCGCUGUUGACCCGAUACGUCCUCGAUCUGGCGGCCGCCGACGGGUUGCCGGUGUACCUGGAGAGCACUGAGGUGGCGGUACCGUUGUAUUGGAAGUUGGGGUUUCGGGUGCUAGAUGGGUUUGAGAUGAGGAUACCGCGGCUGGGGCCCGCUGAUGCGUCUGUUGCCGAGGUUGGCGGCGGUGAGGAAGAGGUUUGGUAUAGGGAGAAGUGUAUGCUCUGGACACCUCCAUCGAAGGCUGAUGGGGAUGUAUGA
This is a messenger RNA of Dichotomopilus funicola, 2013 nucleotides long. RefSeq lists its product as uncharacterized. The record is from RefSeq and is a predicted model, not a curated record. The transcript is spliced from 5 exons. Bases 1 to 2013 code for a protein of 670 amino acids. Gene Ontology annotation, molecular function: acyltransferase activity, transferring groups other than amino-acyl groups; zinc ion binding; DNA-binding transcription activator activity, RNA polymerase II-specific. Lineage: Eukaryota; Fungi; Ascomycota; Sordariomycetes; Sordariales; Chaetomiaceae. Gene Ontology annotation, biological process: regulation of transcription by RNA polymerase II.